Mycena indigotica is the source of this 978-nucleotide messenger RNA. RefSeq lists its product as uncharacterized. The coding region runs from base 1 to 978 and encodes 325 amino acids. Lineage: Eukaryota; Fungi; Basidiomycota; Agaricomycetes; Agaricales; Mycenaceae. The transcript is spliced from 3 exons. The record is from RefSeq and is a predicted model, not a curated record.
AUGACCAAGUUUCUGAUAGCCCUCAGCGGAUUUUUCGCAACUGUCUUGCAAGUGAGCGGUGCCACUUCAACAUGCGUUGGGCAGUCAGAAGCCCGUUCACUUUACCGUGCACAUAACCCUGCCACAAGCGAUCAUCUCUAUACUGUUGACCUAUCUGAAUCCCAAAGGGCUGUGGGCGGCCUAGGUUUCGUAGCAGACGGCAUAGCUGCUCUCGUAUUCACGACACAAGUUCCUGAUAGUGUCAGGCUCCAUCGUUUCUAUCAUCCCGCCAAAUAUGAUCACUUCUAUUCCGUCAAUGAAACUGAGGCAGCCAAUGCAGUCGCUGGGGGUUACGUCUCUGAAGACGUCCCCGAUGUCACUCCGAUCUACGUUUAUUCUUCGCCUCUCUGCGACACCAUGCCCUUUUAUCGUUUGGUCAUGAAAGACUCGGACCAUUUGUAUACGGUCAAUGCAACAGAGAGAGACAUUUCUCAACAGCAAGGAUGGACCUUCGAAGGAGUCGCAGGCUAUGUCUAUGCUCUCGGCGCGACCGUGUCAAGCACUAGUCGUGUUUCAUCCGUCAACACGAAAGCACCCUCCGGGUCCUCCUCUUCAUUGUCGACACCCAGGAAAAAAACUCCAAUCGGCGCAAUUGUUGGAGGUACUAUUGGCGGAGUUAUUGGGCUUAUUGUUGUUGUCCUCGCCGCCUUUUGGGGAUGUCGAGGCCGGCGAAGACACGACAAAUCGAGCAGUCACUACGCAGUAAACCCUCAACUCCAGCAUUCAAUGACAGGUCCAGUUACAUCAGUGACUAGCUUCCACGCCACCUCUCCUGCUCCAUCUUCAGCUGGUUUCGCAGGUGUUGGGAUCCACCAAGAGCCGGCCACGCUUCCGAUUAAACGUCAUCCUCGGCCUCCUCCUCCACAAGUACAGCAACACCAAGAUAGUGGUGUUCGAUACGGAGUUGUGGAAUCACCACCUGAAUACACAAGGGAUUGA